GAGGGUUUGCUUCCUGGUUGGUAGGCGGGUGGCCCACGUGUUUGGCCGCCAUGCCCGCUCUAUCCGCUUCCCUAUUGGUUGGGGCUCCCUCGGUGAAGGCGGGGCACUUCGGCCGCGUAGCGGAUCUUCCAGGCUCCGAGCUUCGGUAAUCAGUUCGGCCCCAUGGCGUCCCAGGGUCGUCGGCGGAGGCCGCCGCGGAGGCCCGAGACGGUGGUGCCGGGGGAGGCGGCCGAGACGGAUUCGGAGCUCUCAGCGUCCUCGUCGGAGGAGGAGGAGCUGUACCUGGGCCCCUCGGGCCCGACGCGCGGCCGCCCUACGGGGCUGCGGGUGGCCGGGGAGGCCGCGGAGACCGACUCGGACUCGGAGCCGAAGGCCGCGCCGGGGGACCUGCCUCCGCUCGUGGUGCAGCGGGAAAGGGCCGGGGAGACCUGGGGGACCGAGGAGACGCCGGCGCCAGCCCCCGCGCGCACGCUGCUGCAGCUCCGGCUGGCCGAGAGCCAGGCGCGGCUGGACCACGACGUGGCGGCCGCGGUGAGCGGCGUGUACCGCCGCGCCGGCCGCGAUGUGGCCGCCCUGGCCAGUAGACUUGCGGCCGCCCAGGCGGCAGGGUUGGCGGCCGCCCACAGCGUGCGCCUGGCGCGGGGAGACCUCUGCGCGCUGGCGGAGCGCCUGGACAUCGUGGCCGGCUGCCGCCUGCUGCCCGACAUCCGCGGCGUGCCGGGGACUGAGCCUGAGCAAGAUCAGGGACCGCGAGCUUAGCCGUAACCCCGCCUGACUCUGCGUCCUGGGGGUGGUCCUUGGGGCCUCCGGGACCUGGCUCUGUAUCCUGUGUAGUCCCCUUCCCAUCUUGCUGUUUUGCCCCCAGGAUAACGCUCUGUGUGUGUAGAGGGGGCGGGUAAUAUUGUGCAGCCCCGCCCCACCUCUAGCCUAGGUUCCUCCCCACCCCGUCCUGUCCCCAUCACUGCUCCCUGGUUCCGAGCCCGUCGCUGAGGCUUGGCUCCAGCCCUUGGGUAACUAGUCGCUCCUUGAUCUUUCUCCAUCCCGGGGUCUCACCUUGCUUCACCUUUUCUUGCGCUCUGCCUUUCUCGAGUUUGGUUUCUGCUCACAGGGCCUGGUCUUGCUUCUUCGCAUAGGAGCCCCAGAAUCUGGUGCAGGUUCCAUGGCAUCUUCCUUCACUCCCUUGUCUCUGCCUCUGGUCCUAGAACCACUUCUGGAAUUUUGUCCCCACAGCCUGGGUCCUUUUUCUGCUCCUCAGGCUCGGCCCUGGUUCCCCGUCCUAGUUCGUCCUCUGCCGUCUCCUCGCUUCCAGUCCUUGGGCUUGGUUCCACCCUCUGCGCCCCAUCUUGUUUCCUGAAUCCAGCUGUACCCUUAGGAUUAGCUGCUGUUGCUUUUCCUUUUUUACUUUUUCAGAAGAGCUGCUUUUGCUUUUCCCAUUUUAUUUAUACUACCUACCUGAUCUUGAGCUCCAUAGCCCCCCCACCCCAUGGCCCCAAAUGAGGCCCGCCUUGCCCCAAGGGAGUCCUUCCAGUUUUCCAGGCCUGAGAGGGCAUCUCCCCAGAUCCUCCAGACCAAGUUGGUAUGUCCUCCUUACUCUCCAAGCCAAGGUGGCCUUUUCUGUCCAAGCUCUAGCUGCAACAUGCGUCUCCUCCUGACUCUCCAGGCUCACAGUGGCGCCCUUCAGGCACUUAGCGCCCAAUACAGGCUUGCUUGGGGAACUUUGGGUACAUGAAGACCACACACUGGGUGUUUGCUUACUGUGUUGGUCCCUGGAGGCCCCAGGGAUUUGGAUUUCUGGCUCGGCUCCGGGUCUGGGGCUCGCAGACUCUCUGCUCUCUCUUGUGCGCCCAGCUCUGGUCCCUGUGUCCCCUUCACACGUAUCCCCCUCCCCUACUUUUUAAUCCCAACCUGCAGCUGCGCCCCCCCCCCCCCCCCC
This is a messenger RNA of Panthera uncia (snow leopard), 1933 nucleotides long. It is a transcript of the gene BLOC1S3, whose product is annotated as biogenesis of lysosomal organelles complex 1 subunit 3. NCBI's taxonomy places the organism in Eukaryota, Metazoa, Chordata, Mammalia, Carnivora, Felidae. The transcript is spliced from 2 exons. Gene Ontology annotation, cellular component: BLOC-1 complex. The record is from RefSeq and is a predicted model, not a curated record. The coding region runs from base 163 to 759 and encodes 198 amino acids.